AUGGCGAGCACGGCUGCCCCAGCAGCCUCCAACCCCACGCUGGCUCCGCCUUUGGAACAGCUCGGGCACUUGGCGCUGGGGCUGCGGUUGCUCCUGCCUGGCCUUCGGGUGGGCGAAGCCCAGGAGAACCUCGAGGAGUUUAAUCGGGAGAUGUUUUGGAAAAGACUCAAUGAAGCAGCUGUGAAUGUGUCCAGGGAAGCUACAACUCUGACCCUAAUCUUUUCUCGACUUCCGCUGCCGUCUCCACAGGAAACUCAGAGGUUCUGUGAGCAAGUCCAUUUUGCCAUAGAAACAGUGAUUGCAGUGUACUAUUUACUUCCCAAGGAUCAGGGAACCACCCUGCGGAAGCUAGUACGGGCCGCCAUACUAGACAUUGUGGAUAGCAUGGCUCAGCUUGUGGAAGUGCUUUGUAGUGCUCCUGCUCAGAGCCCUGAGAACAAGGACCUCAUUUCCUGUAACAGUGUCUUGACUGCCUGCCAGGAGGUGUCUCACAUACCACGAGAUAACAAAGCUGCUGCCCUUUUAAUGCUGACCAAGAGUGUGGAUUUUGUGAAGGAUGCACAUGAAGAAAUGGAGCAGGCUGUGGAAGAAUGUGACCCUUACUCUGGCCUCUUGAAUGACUCUGAGGACAGCCUUGGGAAUGAUCAUAAUGAUGCUGGGGAGGGUGCUUUGGGGUUUCCAAACAAUCAAGAUGCAUACUGGUCAGAGGAUGAUCAGGAGCUCAUAAUCCCAUGCCUCGCACUGGUGAAGGCAUCCAAAGCCAGCCUGAAGAAAAUCAGGAUCUUAGUGGCAGAGAAAGGGAAGAAGGACCAGGUGGCUCAGCUGGAUGACAUUGUGGACGUUUCUGAUGAGAUCAGCCCCAGUGUUGAUGAUUUGGCUCUGAGCAUAUAUCCACCAAUGUGUCACCUGACUGUGCGAAUGAAUUCUGCAAAACUUGUAUCUGUUUUAAAGAAGACACUUGAAAUUACAAAAGCAAGUCAUGUGGCCCCUCAGCCAGAAGAUAGUUGGAUCCCGUUACUGAUUAAUGCCGUUGAUCAUUGCAUGAACAGAAUCAAAGAACUCACACAGAGUGAACUUGAAUUAUGA
Molecule: messenger RNA, 1086 nt
Organism: Elephantulus edwardii (Cape elephant shrew)
Lineage: Eukaryota; Metazoa; Chordata; Mammalia; Macroscelidea; Macroscelididae
Gene: CCNDBP1
Product: cyclin D-type binding-protein 1
Exons: 11
Coding region: 1-1086 (361 amino acids)
Biological process (GO): regulation of cell cycle
Cellular component (GO): nucleus
Source: RefSeq, a predicted model, not a curated record